AUGCAGAGCGUGGUCAGCAUUGAACCCUCCAUUGUCCUAACAGCUGUGGACUCGCAACGCGAAACACUUCUGGAAGUCUCCACACGCGAUCACUGGAACUCCGCCUACACAGAUGAAGAGGAGCAGUAUCCUAGCUCUGCUGGCAGGGCACUAGUUACAAGUGAAAAUGAAAAACAUCAAGGACCAACCCAACAUCCGCUAUUACACAGUGUUCCUUCUGGAUGGACCAGUCACGAACAAAAUCCUGCGAAUACCACUUGGAGUACUGAACAACAUGAAUUCACUGUUGCAGGUGAAAAUGAUAUUGAAAUGGAAUCUUCUCAUACAGCUCUGGCCUCCAACCAUGGGGCCAAACAGAACAACUCAGGGCAAGACGCAUUGCUGUAAUUAUGCUGGGACAAGGGAAAGCACUAUGCCACACCCUGCUUAGAUAGAAUAAUUGUUUCUAGAGGGAAUAAUCAUGAGAGACAUGGCAGCACACCCAUGGAAUUCACCGCUGAUUAAAUCCUCAUGGUAACAGCUGUUGCCACUCCUGACGGUGCCCACCACGAAGACCCAACUCAGCCGACCUUGCCUUCAGGUAGUGAACCCGGACAGGGCACUGAAGCCGUCACCCAUAUCAUGGAUGGCCCUGGUGAUGAGGUUCUCCAUGGGACCACAGCCAGUACAAACACAGCUGGUGAUGACUCUCCUCUGAACGGUACCAUCACGGAGUUCGUGGAUGAUGUUAACCGAGGGAAAGCAACCAAGGAGCCACUGGUGCCUGGCACCUCACCUGGAAGUGAAAGCGAACAAGCCAACACCACAGAUGGUUCCCAUGUCAGUUGGAUACCUGGAGUUUUUCCAGACAUUGAAGAUCACCUUAACCAAUUGCAGACCCCUCUUCCUACUAGAUCUACCUCCAUUAAAAAUGGUGAUGAAGUACCACACCAGGGACAUUAUGAAUCCACUACUUUCCCUGCAGAGACCACAACAGAAAUAGUUUCACAACAAAGGUCAGCCCAGGUACCAGAAUGGCUGAUCGUAGUUGCCGCGCUUGUGGCACUUGCAUUGAUUCUUGCAGUGUGCAUUGCUGUCAACAGUCGGAGAAGAUGUGGGCAGAAGAAAAAGCUAGUGAUUAACAAUGGCAAAGGGGCAGUGGAGGACAGGAAGACAAGUGGAUUAAAUGGAGAUGCCAGCAAAUCACAAGAAAUGGUGCAUUUGGUUCAUAAAGAACAGUCAAAUGACCGAACAGGAGCAUGUGAUGAAUUCCUGACCGUUAAUGAAACACAGAACCAUCAGGAGCUUGACAUGAAGAGUGGAGUGUAAUGGUACCUGGUUACUAAGUACAGCAGAGCUGGGGGAAGCAAAAUCACAUGGAACUUGGAAAGUCAUUCACAAAUGCACUGUGCUACUGAUGUCUUUUGAACAUAAUUAAACAUAAGUUUUACUCAUUUUUAAUCACUUUAAAAUGAUUUCUGAGUUACAAAAUUGGCAUUUGCUGUCUGAAAUAAGCCCC
Messenger RNA from Eurypyga helias (sunbittern), 1498 nucleotides. Its product is annotated as CD44 antigen-like. Gene Ontology annotation, cellular component: basolateral plasma membrane; plasma membrane; macrophage migration inhibitory factor receptor complex. Gene Ontology annotation, molecular function: cytokine receptor activity; hyaluronic acid binding. The record is from RefSeq and is a predicted model, not a curated record. Lineage: Eukaryota; Metazoa; Chordata; Aves; Eurypygiformes; Eurypygidae. Gene Ontology annotation, biological process: inflammatory response; cell adhesion; positive regulation of ERK1 and ERK2 cascade.